Molecule: messenger RNA, 1491 nt
Organism: Caenorhabditis remanei
Lineage: Eukaryota; Metazoa; Nematoda; Chromadorea; Rhabditida; Rhabditidae
Exons: 9
Coding region: 1-1491 (496 amino acids)
Cellular component (GO): nucleus
Source: RefSeq, a predicted model, not a curated record
AUGACUGAAAAUAUUCUAUUCUACGUAUAUCGCGACUCCGGGACAUCGUCGGAAAACCUAAUACGCUCUAUUGUGGAAGAACUAAAAAGUUUUGUGUUCUGUGGAAGAGGAAUCUCGUUCGUUUCAAAAGGAUACUCGGGAAUUCCACUCCUUGGGGAGCUGCCCAUUGACUCGCCAGAAGACGAUAUAUGGAAGGUUUUAGCAAUUCUAUUCAAAAUCAGUGCUAUAGAGGAGGGACUUAUUUUCAAAGUACAUACUGAGAACUACGAUAGGAACCCGUUGGUCACAGAAGCUAGGAAAAGCGACGUCUUGCCAACUUGGGCGCACACAGCCAAACAUUUUACAGAGAAUAUAUUCGGCAUGAACGGUGUUAUCCAUCUGAUUUCACCCACCGUCGCUGACAAAUUUCCAAAGCGUUCCCAAAUCGACAUGCUACGUGCGGUACCAAACGAAACAAGGAACAUUCUGGUUACAGAGUCGCUUAGUGAAAAGCUGAAUUCAGCCGGUUCACGAAACUUUGGUAUGCAUAACACAAGUAUCAAUGUUCCCGUCUCAAUGGCGUAUGUUGCCCGCGAGCGACCGGAUAUUCUGAGUCUUGCUAUCAGAGAGUUUAUCGGAACGGACGAGAAGAAGAUCAAGGAAUUGGAGAAGAGACUCGUAGAUGAACAGGAUAGAGUGAUGAUACAUACGAUUAUUAAUGAGACUGACUGGAAGGAAGUAACGGCCGUUGCCGACAUCGAAUCGCCCACUGAUAUUGUCUCUCACCGCGUUUCACUGGCUCUCUUAGCUUUCGACGAGAAGCACUCAUCAAUUCCAAACGGUAUUGAAGUACCAGUUAGCGGGCUUUUUCAAAAAGUUUCCGAUCGCUUUGAACGCGAACAUUUGGAAUCACUGCGUGCUCAACUUUUCGGACAACCUCAAUCUUCAACCCACCUCUAUCAAACUGCCAAAGCAUUAGUGACAGGGAACCAUAUUCAGGAGUGCCGAAAGAUAUUUGUCGACGAAGGAUCAACGAGCAAUCGAGAAUCGGAUUGCUCGGGAAAUGAAGAGGAUAACAGCAAUACAAAAUAUGCGAAGAAACAGGUGUUCAAGAAGAAAAAGAGAAGUGCCUUCGGAAAAAAGCGUGAGCUUGCGGCGAUUAUCGACCACACGAAUGCUUUAGAACUACCGUCAGAACCGGAAUAUUUGCAACCCGACAAUUCGGCGUUCUUGAAGAAAUUUGAGAGAGCAGUCAAUGGGGAUGACUAUUACAAGGCCUCUUCUGACGAGUAUUCAUUGGGCGAAGAGGAAGAUCUUGAACUGUUCAUGGCCAAACCGCGGAAGAAGAUUCUCGAAGAGAUGAGAAACAAGAAGAAGGCACAGUUAGGCAUCAAGGUCUCCGAGAGAUUGCCAACGGUUUCUGACGAUGACGAAAUUGAUGUGGCCGAUAUGCUCCGUGCGGUACCGCCAAUUGCCAAUGCCGAAGAUUUUGAAGAUUUUGAUGAUAUUUAA